Messenger RNA from Lolium rigidum, 2041 nucleotides. RefSeq names its product senescence-specific cysteine protease SAG39-like. Bases 871 to 1890 code for a protein of 339 amino acids. The record is from RefSeq and is a predicted model, not a curated record. Gene Ontology annotation, cellular component: lysosome. Gene Ontology annotation, molecular function: cysteine-type endopeptidase activity. Lineage: Eukaryota; Viridiplantae; Streptophyta; Magnoliopsida; Poales; Poaceae. The transcript is spliced from 2 exons.
UUAUCAUUGUGUAAUGCUCCAUUUCAUCUGUAUCAUUUCUACAUUUUCCUUAGCUUUCAACUCGCAUUUGAUACCACAAGGUGAUCGAGGAGCUAGAGGAGGAAAACCAGCUGAUUUCAUCUGCAACAUCCUUAAAUAUCUUCUGCUCAUGAAUGUGAACCUAAAAGGCUAAAACACUGAUACAGCUGGAUUUCAUCCGCAAUGCAUUUAGCAGGGGCAGUGAUGAAGCUCACCAUGGCACCAGCUUUACUAAGGAGAUGAAUCAUGAGGAUGGACUAGUAUUAUUCCCAUAAAGCACCAUAUAAUCGUAGGUAACAUUCAUUGCUUAUAGUGUCGUUAUGUAUAUACCACAAAUUAACAUCUAUAUACACCUGAGACUUCUCCGAAAAGAAGAUACACCUGAGCAAGUCGUUGGGUGUUUCGCCCACUUGAAUCCAUCUUAAUUCCUAUAGGUAUCGAUUAUACAAGGCGGUCAAUUUUUGUGUGUAGAUUAACUUCAAACAAACAGCUGUAGUUCCUUUGGAAGCUCCGUUAUAGCCCUGCCCUGUCAUAUCAAGGAGAUGCUGAAGAUGUGGACUCCUGCACUAACAGAGGUUGUUCUCACAGUUACAGCAACUGUACGUCUCAUGCACAAUAAUUAAUUCCGUUCUACGCAUGAGAUGAAAUACUCCUUCACGGCUACGCAGGAGCUAGCCCCAUUCCACACAGUAUAGCUUCGUGCACGCACCGUACCUUUGUACCCGUCUGCUACUUAAAUAAAUAAAGCACCACGUGAGUACUAUAUAUAUCACCUAGUUCCAUUGAGCAAUGCAAACCAAAACGUACCCACUAUUACAAGCGAAAGCAAUUCAGAGGAGAGCCUGAUCAAAGAUGGGCAUCCCGAGGGCUUCGCUCCUUGCCAUCCUCGGCUGCCUCUGCUUCUUUAGUCCUGUCCUCGGAGCUCGAGAGCUUAACGAUGACUUGUCCAUGGUCGCAAGGCAUGAGAGUUGGAUGGUGCAGUACGGCCGCGUGUACAAGGAUGCUGCUGAGAAGGCACAGAGGUUCGAGAUAUUCAAGGCUAAUACUCGAUUCAUCGAGUCGUUCAAUGCUGAGGGCCGCAAGUUCUGGCUCAACAUCAACCAAUUUGCGGACCUUAGCAAUGAUGAGUUUAAGGCAACCAAGACUAACAAGGGGUUUAUUUCAAACAAGGGGAAGGUUCCUACAGGGUUUAGGUAUGAAAAUAUGAGCCUUGAUGCACUGCCAACAACGGUGGACUGGAGGACAAAGGGUGCAGUAACUCCCGUCAAAGAUCAAGGCCAGUGUGGUUGUUGCUGGGCUUUUUCUGCUGUUGCUGCAACUGAGGGCAUUGUCAAGAUAAGUACCAGCACUCUUAUCUCGCUCUCGGAGCAAGAAUUGGUGGAUUGUGAUGUCCACGGGGAGGACCAGGGCUGCGAGGGUGGUCUCAUGGAUGAUGCAUUCAAGUUCAUUAUCAAGAAUGGUGGCCUCACUAAGGAGUCUAGCUAUCCAUAUUCCGCAGCAGAUGGCAAGUGCAAGAGUGGAUCUAGCAGUGCUGCAACUAUUAAGAGCUAUGAGGAUGUGCCUACCAAUGAUGAGGGUGCCCUCAUGAAGGCAGUGGCAAGCCAACCCGUGUCAGUAGCCGUGGAUGGAGGCGACAUGACAUUCCAAUUCUACUCCGGUGGCGUGAUGACUGGUUCUUGUGGUACUGAUUUGGACCAUGGGAUUGCAGCCAUAGGGUAUGGAACGACAACUGAUGGUACAAAGUAUUGGUUGCUGAAAAAUUCUUGGGGCACAACAUGGGGCGAGAAUGGAUUUUUGAGAAUGGAAAAGGACAUUGCUGACAAGAAGGGCAUGUGCGGCCUUGCCAUGGAGCCCUCCUACCCUACAGCUUAGUGAGACCACAAAAUGCCACAUAUUCACACACAUACAUGAGAUUGAAUAAAUGCAUGUCUUUUCUUCUAGUGUUGUAUAUAUGUCCAUAUGUAAAUGCUUGUAAAUUGUGUUACGCGAACUCAUUAUAUGUAUCUACACUUUUUAUAUACAA